Messenger RNA from Acanthosepion pharaonis, 2718 nucleotides. The record is from the annotation of a GenBank genome assembly. Lineage: Eukaryota; Metazoa; Mollusca; Cephalopoda; Sepiida; Sepiidae.
AUGGACAAAUCAAUGCGUGAUAUUCUGACCAUUGUCUAUGACAACACAGGUCUCCCCACACAUUUCCUGCCUAACACAGGUCACAAUGAUCUCAACAUUAGUUACAGCCGUCAUGGCGCCAUCGAAAAAUGGCAAUACGGAGAGUUAACAGAGCAACGAAUGUAUGAAAAAGGUGUCAUGGUUGAAAAAAUAUCCACGAACGGUGCUCAGUACCGUUACAUCUACAGCUAUGGGCUGAAGCCAACAGACAUAAUCCUCCCGAGUGGAAAGCAGUACCGUUUCUAUUACGACGCAGAAGGCAACCUUAUCUCUGUGACGAUGCCAAGCCUCGGGAUACACAGGUUUGCUUACGUCACAUCUAUCGGAUUCCAACGCUAUCUCUACUAUCCCCCAAAAGCCCAGCUUCCAUUUAUCAAAGAUGUGGAUGGCAAUGGGAAGGUCUUGCAGAUUCUAUACCCCAGCGAACGCCGACGGGUCAUUUAUAGAUACAACAAUCAUUUCCAGCCAAUCACAAUUCUCUUUGACGAUUCUCACAUCAGUUACGGGUACGAUGGACAAACCGGAAAACUGAGCAAGCUGGAAGCUUUCUAUACAGGCUACGGUUGCCAGUACCUCUACUAUUAUAGUAGUACACUGAUGAGUAGCAUUGAGGCACAAUUUCAACAAGAUCGUCAACUGAUAGGCGCAAAGUCUUUUUAUAACUAUGACAACAACUUCCGACUCACGUAUAUGCAUAUCGUUUUCACCAACAACGAAACGACAUCGACUAACUUCAGUUAUAACACGAACACAGGAAAGCUGGCCAAUAUUAAGCAGUUUAAAGUCAACUGGCCGUUACCGGAUCGCGAGCUAAUCAGUGAUGUGAACGUCAAAAUCCGACGUGAGUACGAUCAUUACGGACGCCUGAAAGAAAUAGAGUACAAAUUUGCCGACGUCCAGUGCUAUCUGUUGGAGAUCAACUAUGAUCGGACAAACCGAAUCCACGAAUGGAGACGCAGGAUCGGUCACGCCAACAAUGAGGCGAUGGAAUACGUCUACGAUAUCGACAACAACGUCAUCGACGUUCUAGUCGACGGGAAGAAGGCCUGGCACUACGGCUACGAUGCCAACGGCAACAUCGCCAAAAUCACCACCUACGGGCGCACGAAAGAGCUGCAUUUCGACGAGGCCGAUCACGUGAAAAAGUUCGGCGAAAAGUACUACAAGUUCGACACUGACGGCUUCAUGGUGCAACGCAACAAAGAGCACCUGCAUUUCAACUCCCUCGGCCAGCUGCGAUCCGUCACGAAGACCGAAGAGUACAAAGUGAUUUUCUCCUACGACCCCAUCGGUCGCCUUGUCGUCUACAAGGACCUCGUGGGAAACGUCCUGCAGUAUUUUUACCUGGACGUCGAACAUCCGUCCCGCGUGACACACACUUACAAUCAUGGCAACGGAGACACCACACAGUACCACUACGACGAGGAAAACCAGUUAAUUGCGAUGGAGAGACGAGGCAAUAUCUAUUACAUUGCUAACGAUCCUACAAACACCCCACUUGUCAUCUUUGACACACAGGGACGCGUUAUAAAGCAAAUGAGUUAUGACCCUCUUGGCUGGCUAAGUGCAGACUCAAACCCGCACUUUGAAUUUUCAUUUGGUUUCCAAGGCGGAAUCCAUAAUCCAAUAACUAGUCUAUUGCAUAUCGGUGACAAAGUUUAUGACCCACAAAUCGGCCGCUGGGUGGCCCCUGACUUUGCAAACGUAUUUGAGAAAGUCAAGGAUGCAAUUGAAAAACCCGAAGUAUUGAAUAUCUAUCAAUACGCCUUGUUGGUGAAUUUGCAUAUGAAAAAUCGCAAGUACCCGCUGACAGAUUUAGCCGAUUGGUUACUGCUGCUGGGUUACAACGUAAAAAGUCUGGCCCCUGAUGUCACUUACACGGGAGAAAUAAGAGGGCAAAGAAAAGGUUGUCGGGAUUCGGAAUUACUUCCCACAUCGUCGGCUUUUGAGUGUACCUUCCGACGUGACAUGGACAAUUUGUUGAUGAUGUCCACGGUAUCAAGUUCGAAAAUAACUCCUCAACAGCCGACCCCGGUGCUAAAACCUGCCAAUGUUCCAUUCGUCCUAGGGGAUGGAAUCAUCCUUUCAGUUGUAGACGAGCGAGUACUCGUUAAUUUUGUGGACAACACGCCGGAGAUUUUGCGCAAAACAGCCAGCGUCCUGUUAAACAAUUCCGACAUUGUCGACAUGCAUUUUACGAUAAAGGGCAAAGAUGUCCACUAUUUUGUCAAGGUAGAUGUCAAUCAGGCGGAAAUCGACCUGAAUAGUUUAGGCAUACACGGUGACCAAAUCUUCCUUGAGAACGGGAUAAAUAUAUCAGUUCACAAGAUUCAGCACACUGACGGAUUUCAUGCUCGGAGCCAUGAAGAGAUCGAUAUCCGCUUACACGGUAAUUACAGUAUCAUGAAUAUCCGUUAUGGGACAGAUUUAAUGAGAGAACGUCACCGCGUUUUGCAACAUGCAAAAGAUCGAGCCGUACAGCAUGCUUGGUCGCGGGAGAAAUAUUUAUUGCAAAAUAGCCUGCCCAGUGAAUACCAGUGGUCUGAACAGGAGAAAUAUGAAAUAAAGACUGUAGGUUAUGCAGAAGGCUAUGAAGGCAUGUAUAUUCGUAAUCCGGAAGAGUAUUCAGAGCUGGCUGAUGAUUGCAAUAAUAUUAGAUUAUUGAAAAGGACAAGAUAG